Messenger RNA from Cydia pomonella (codling moth), 2123 nucleotides. RefSeq names its product facilitated trehalose transporter Tret1-like. The transcript has 5 exons. The record is from RefSeq and is a predicted model, not a curated record. The coding region runs from base 175 to 1644 and encodes 489 amino acids. Gene Ontology annotation, biological process: transmembrane transport. Gene Ontology annotation, molecular function: transmembrane transporter activity. Gene Ontology annotation, cellular component: membrane. Lineage: Eukaryota; Metazoa; Arthropoda; Insecta; Lepidoptera; Tortricidae.
AAUAAUUUAGUAGAGCGCUAGUGGGCGAUCGGCUGCGCGUGCGCCUUGAGAACGGCUACCUAAAACGACGUAAGCGACAAGGAUUUGCAAGUGACUUAAGGUGCAGGUUUACUGUUUAUGAUGAAUAGUUUUGGAAAGUGAAUCUAGGAGCUGCGCACGCACACACAGGCAGACAUGUCGGAAGGCGCUUACAGGAAACAGCGGGUCUCGCCCGUCUUGAGACAAUCGCUUGCGGUCAGCGGAGUGGUGCUGUACAUGAUCGGCACGGGCGCCAACAUCGCGUUCCCGGGAGUGUUGCUGCAACAGUUGCGCGAACCCGACUCCGUGUUGCAACUCACCGACGAACAUGAGUCGUGGAUAGCAUCCAUCCUCGGCCUGGCCCUCAUCUCGGGUAUCGUAACCGCCCCCCUCUGCCUGCAGCGGCUGGGCAGACGGCUCACCAACCAGCUCAGCACACUACCAUCACUGGGGGGAUGGGCGCUCAUGGUCGCGGCUACGGGGCCUACAGCGCUUCUCAUCAGCAGAACACUUCAGGGAUUCGGAAUGGGACUCCAGGCGGCAGCAGCUCCGGUCUCCAUCGCGGAGUACUCGUCGCCCAAGCUGCGCGGUGCUUUCCUUGCCACCAUCGCCUUCUCCUUCGCCACCGGCAUGCUUUUCGCGCACGUCUUCGGCACACUGCUCUACUGGAGAUCUGCUGCCAUCGCAUGUGGAAGCGUCUAUGCUGUAUCACUGAUACUGGUCUCUUUAUCACCUGAAACCCCGCCGUAUCUUGCCUCGCGAGGCAAAUUCAACCAAUGCAGGAAGAGUUUCCGCUGGCUCCGUGGACAUUACCACGAUUCCGAAAAGGAACUUGAAGUCUUACUCAACAGCCAAAGGAUGGGCACCACUGAAACUACAGCCGGAAAGACUAGACUGCAAAUUUAUAUGGAAAUAGCGAGGAAACCCGAAUUCUACAAGCCAACAGUCAUUAUGAUGUUCAUGUUUGUGCUCUUCCAGAUAUCUGGGAUGACUGUUGUACCGUCGUAUACUGUUCCCAUGAUGAAUGAAGUGACUGAUGGGGCGAUAGAAGCGAACACAAGCAUGUUGAUGGUGGAUAUUGUGAGGUUCGUCACUUCGGUCAUGGCCUGCGUUGUUGUCAACAAGCUAAACCGUCGCACAGUUCUGUUCAUCGGUAUCAUAGUUAGCGUCGUGUCUCUUUUCACGACAGCUCUUUUACUUUAUCUUAGAGACUUCGGCUAUAUUCCGGAAGACUACAAAUGGAUACCAGUCAUACCAACUUUAACGUACAUAUUUGGAAAAACAUUAGGAAUUUUACCCAUUCCAUGGGCUAUAGCUGGUGAGAUCUUCCCGCUUGCCUAUAGGAGUUUAGGUAGUGGGAUUUCUGGCAUGUUCCUCUCCAUAAUGUUCUUUGUCGUCGUUAAGACUGCCCCGACAUCGUUCAAAGAGAUUGGCGUUAACGGUACAUUCCUGGUCUACGGCAUGUGCAUCGCAUUUUGUGGUGCUUUUCUGUACUUCCUUCUCCCAGAGACGAAGGGGAAGACGCUUUAUGAGAUAGAAUGCCACUUCAAGGGAAUAGACUCCAGGCUUCCAGAUGCCAGUGAGAAGGAUAAAAUGCUAGAACUAGAGACCCUGGAAGAGGGUUGAUGAGGCGGACGACAGAAUAAGGAAAUGCUCUGCCGCUUCUUGCCGGCUCCGUAGGUAGGUGAAGAAUGAUCUUGUGAAAUAUGAAUGUAGUUUGAAUACUUAUUAUUGUAGAUUUAGGGUGAAUUUUUACAUUCUGGUGCCUAGAGAAGCAAGGAUAUAUAAAUGCGAGGGGCAGUUAUGUGCCGACAACAUUUGUCGAUGUCCUGUUUGCUAGAAAGUUAAGAUCCUGCAUUUCUUCUGACUGUGCCGUUACGUUAGAAGCUUGGACUUAGGUACCUUGAAAUUUGGUUUGCAAAAUGUUGAUACCCUACUAUAUAUAUGUGUCAGUCAGCGUAUUCUUAUAUGCGAGGUAUGAGUUUAUAUACAUAUAUUCGUGUUUUGAGGCAGCUGAUUAGAGUUAUCUGAGAUGGAAUUGACAUCGAAAUUGUGACUGUUACUUCACUCUUAAAUCUAUAUAAAAUAAAGUAUGCAUCUUUAUA